UGCCUCUCUUCUUCACUCCGCCAUCGUGAUUCGUGGCCUGGAGUCUUCCUCGCCAUGUCUUCUCACAAGACCUUCAGAAUCAAGAGAUUCCUGGCCAAAAAACAAAAACAAAAUCGUCCCAUUCCCCAAUGGAUUCGAAUGAAAACCGGCAAUAAGAUCAGGUAUAACUCCAAGAGGAGACACUGGAGAAGAACCAAGCUGGGUCUGUGAGGAACUGUGCUAAAACAGAUGGAACACAUAUUUUGUGCUGUAUCAACAUCACUAUCUCCUUGACUGUAUCAAGCUAAGGAUGCCACCAUCGUAUGGACAGCUGGACAUGUUUGAUUGAGACCCCUUAGUAGUGGGUUGGUUCAGUAAUAAAUAUGUGAGACAUUUUUAA
Ochotona princeps (American pika) is the source of this 379-nucleotide messenger RNA. Its product is annotated as large ribosomal subunit protein eL39. NCBI's taxonomy places the organism in Eukaryota, Metazoa, Chordata, Mammalia, Lagomorpha, Ochotonidae. The transcript has a single exon. Gene Ontology annotation, molecular function: structural constituent of ribosome. Gene Ontology annotation, biological process: translation. The record is from RefSeq and is a predicted model, not a curated record. Gene Ontology annotation, cellular component: cytosolic large ribosomal subunit; ribosome. Bases 55 to 210 code for a protein of 51 amino acids.